Messenger RNA from Pocillopora damicornis (cauliflower coral), 2767 nucleotides. RefSeq lists its product as uncharacterized. Gene Ontology annotation, biological process: iron ion transport. NCBI's taxonomy places the organism in Eukaryota, Metazoa, Cnidaria, Anthozoa, Scleractinia, Pocilloporidae. The record is from RefSeq and is a predicted model, not a curated record. Gene Ontology annotation, molecular function: oxidoreductase activity; copper ion binding. Gene Ontology annotation, cellular component: plasma membrane.
UGUUAAGUUUCUCUCUUGACCACAAGUUGUUCAGUUUUGUUAGAGCUACUUUGGAAAAUUCAAGAGACUUUCAUACUCUUGAAACGAGUCGGUUGUGCAAAGUAUCCAAGACAGUUAAACAGAGAAAUCAAUGAAGAUUUCUGUAGUUUUUGCCUUUGCCUUCGUGGCUGUGUGUGUUCUUGAAUGCUGUGUCUCAGCCGCACACUUCAAGCCUAAGGUAGAUCCUGGAGAUGCUGACCACAACAGACGAUUUAUAAUUGGCGCAAACGCAGAUCCAAGAGAGGAGGACUACAUCAAAGUACAUAUGGAUUUCCCGCGUGAGUCUGAGAAACAUGACUACGGGGAUGAAGAGGACGGAGUAAUAAAAGACAUCGAGGAACCAUUUGACAUACCCUUAGAAGAUUUCGAAAAUUCAAGGGAAUUUUCCAAGCAUAAUUUCCAAAUUUCCGACAAAGACAUCAGGCUAAAGUGGGAAUAUGAGGUGACCGUCAACUGUGAAUACGGCAAUCCAACGUGUAGAUGCAAGAAGCGUGCACAUGUAUGUAUUUUUAACCUCGAAAUUGACGAAAUUCGAACUUUCACCAGCUAUCAAAAGUUGUCGGUCGAUGAACCAACAGGAAUAGCUUUGCGAGGAGCCGAGGGAGUCAAUUAUUAUUUCGAUAAAGACGGAACACUUUUGCCACUGCAGUAUAAUAGAACAUGUUCAACAUUAGACCUAGCCAAAUGCACUUAUCCUCAGUUUGUAGAUGGUAAAACGUAUCGUAUGGUAAUAGCCGUCAAUGGACAAAUUCCUGGACCUACCUUAAUAGUUCAGGAAGGGCAAAAGGUUAUUAUUCACGUUCACAACAAUCUCACCACUGAAGGUAUUUCAAUUCACUGGCACGGAAUGCAUCAGAAAGGAACACCUUGGAUGGAUGGUGUUGGUCAAGUCACUCAAUGUCAAAUAGGACCAUCAUCAAGCUUUUCAUACGAGUACAUUGCUAGUCCUGCUGGCACGUUUUGGUACCACUCCCACAGUGGCGCUCAGAGAACAGAUGGCCUCUAUGGUGCACUUGUAGUCAAAGAAACCAGAUCAAGGUUGGACCGAAUACGAGCAAAACUGAAAGCUGAAUUUAAAGAUAAUCCAGAUAAACACACUUUAACGCUUCUAGACUGGCAGGUGGAGGCAUCUUUAGACCUGUUCACACAGAGCCAAGCCGACUUAGGCUUUUAUCCAGACAAGCCGCACGGCGAAGUGCCUACUCCAUCUGAUCAAAAGUAUAGUGGUACACGUAGUUUUGACAAUGGCGGGGCUGGACCUAUUCCCUACUUUUCUGGAAUCAUAAAUGGCAAAGGCAGACAUGAUGAUGUUCCAUACAACAAAACCAGACUGAGUAUAUUCACAGUUGAGUCCGGAAAGAUAUAUCGCUUUCGGCUUAUUGGAGCCCAAGGGCUUUAUUCUUACAGCUUUUCCAUUGAUGGCCAUAAACUGACUGUGGUCGGCACUGACGGCUAUUGGAUUGAACCCGAAAAAAAGGUUGAUUUCAUCAUGAUCCAUCCCGGAGAGAGAUAUGACUUUCUACUCGAUGCAAAAGAGGAAAUAAAAGACUACUGGAUUCGUGCCGAGACUAUGGAGAUUGAUCAAAGUGGCCAAGGGCCCCCUUACAAGUCACUAGGACAUGUGGCAGAAGCUAUUUUGCACUACAAACGGCGUAGCGAUUCGCAUGAUCCAGAUGUCAAUGUGCCGUCGCGUAGAUAUGAAGAAAUCAAAAACAAUUCUCCUCUCAGAGUGUGCACCCAGGAGAAUCCAUGCAAAGCAGUGAACUGCCCAUUUAAAAACUUUCAUUGUUCAUACAACAUUAUCUGUACUAAUGUAGACGAGCUGCGUUUACUUGAGCGAACUCCACCUGGGGAACUUCCAAAUGCAAACCCUAACAGCCAAUGCCGAAAUUGCACACAUUUCAUCAAUUUUCAUUUUGAAGGUGAAUCUAAAGCUAGUUCAGUGAACGGGCGAAAUUUUAUUCUUCCUUCCUUUCCACCCCAAACCCAAUAUAACGAUUUUCGAGAAAAAGACACCAUCUGUAACCUUACGGCUGACUGCAAUCCAUCGACACUCGAGUGCUCAUGUGUGCAUGUGAUAGACAUUCCAUAUAACGAAACUGUUCAAUUGGUGUUUUCAUCAAUUGGUGCUUCUCCUAGUGCUCAUCCAAUUCAUCUCCAUGGCCAUACGUUUCAUGUAGUUGCCGUUGGAUAUCCAGAGUAUGACGAUACCACUGGUUAUGUUAAAAAACGCAACAGUGAUAUAUCCUGCGCUGAUGUUAACUGCACUAAAGAAGGGUGUGUCAACGAAAGUUGUACCAGACCAAGCUGGAAGACGGAGCCAAUGAAUUUUACCAUCAAUAGGCGCACGAUAAGAAAGGACACAGUAAUGGUCCCUGCUGGCGGCUACGUUGUCAUCAAUUUUCUUUCUGAUAAUCCAGGCCAAUGGUUUCUUCACUGUCACAAAGAAUUGCACCAACUUGAGGGAAUGGCACUAAUUGUCAAUGAGGCUUUGGAGGAGCAGCGCAAGCCACCCGAUGGCAUGAACAAGUGUGGAGAUUUUGAGAUAAGUCACUAUAAAUCUCAACCAUAGUUGUUAGUUACGAAGCUAAGGCAUGAAAAACUAUUUGAAAAAGGAUAAGUUCCCGACAUCCUUAGAAGCUUUUAACCUCAACAAAACUAGUACUUGAAAAACAUUCUCCAACAAUGUGUUUGCUAAGAUCCAGAAUUAAGUCAGUUUUAAAUUAGA